AUGGCAUCGGAACCUACCACCAGUGGCACUCUCUCCGCCAAGUCAAGCAUAGACUCCGGUAUUCGUGAGCUUUACCGCUACCACCUCGCAUACCUUGAGAGGCACCCCGAGGAGGCACAGGAGGAAGACCAUGAGAUGGUCUUUCCCAUGGAAAUAGACGAUGAUUCCACUGUCGACGCUACCAUGGCAAAUUCCACCUACAGCAGAAAUGAAAGCCUCGGGGAACCUGGGCCCACAGUGAAUGAAGAACCGAUGGGCAAACCCACUCUGACCUUUUCCUCUCAAAAUAGACCCGAUUCUGGAAUCGAUAUCACAGGCUCUAGUCUCCCGCUUCCUCCAGGCGUCAACACCGAGCCUUUUCCGGAAUACUACAGAUCGUGUGAAACGCAGGAGGCCCACGAGAACAAGCAGAUUGAGGAAGCAUACAAUCUAGCUAUCGCCAAAGUCUGUGAGGACGUCAUAAAGUUCGGACAGAUCGAUUUGCGGGCCACAGCGCCUCUUGCCUUCACUAUGGCGGAUGAUGAUAAAGCUAUCGCCAGUUCUGCGGCUAAUGAACAAGACAUUCCUAAGAUCGAGAGUCCCCCUACUCCGGCCUCAUAUUUGAGCACCGAAUUUUCGAACACCCAGCACUCAGGAGUGGGCUCUGAUUCUUUUCAGCUUGUGCCUGAGGAGCGCAAGAAGGAUGCCCUCGAGCAAAUCAGGGCCAUGAUCGCCUCAGAUCAUAUGAAACCAUCUACCAGGACGCGCUUCGUGACGAUGUGCAAUACUAUUCUUCGUCUCGAGUUCCUUCUGUUUCGCAGACAUGUAACUCCCGUGGACCCAGUCCUUGGACUGACCAGUGAGGAGGUCGAAGAGGUCAUGUACCACUUGGAAGAUCUCAGAAGGACCCUUGGAAUCAUCGACAGAAUCCUCCAGCAGGAACUCACUUGGGCGCGCCGCGUUGAGCUUUCGGUCAAGUACAUUGCUGAGGAUACUCAGUAUAACGUGGUGACUCGCUUCAGAAAUAUGGCAGAAGUGAUUAUUAGCCAUAUGAACAAGCCCCGCCCGUCCGAAAGACGCCUUCUCGCCGUCUUCUUCGACUUCUUCGACGCGUAUCUCUACACUGAUUUCAUCAGAGAUUACCAGCGGCAGCUUCCUGUUGAAGAGAAUUGGAACCCCGUCCGCGUGGAAAUGACCCGCGCCUUAAUCGCAGUCUGGGAUUUGAUCAACCGGGCCAUCGAGAGCUACGAUGCCAUCAUCAAGGUGACGAUGGACAUCAAGGGCAAGUACACCGAACCCCACUUCCGAGAAAUGCAAGAGGCCCCUCAGAUCUGGAUCAAUGCUAUGCUUGAGCAUCAUAUUGAGGGUGAACGGGAGCGGCAGCGCCAGGCUGCUCAGCGGGCAGAGGCGAGGGAGGUUGCGCGUGAGCAGGCGAGACUUCAGGCUGAGGAGGAGCGCCGCAACGAGGAGAACAAGAAGGUGAAGGAAGAGAUGGAGAUAGAAGAUGAGGAGGCUGAGACAGUGGUCGGGGAUGGUGAUCGUGUUGGUCUUAAUGCAGUGGGUAUGUAUCCUGGCGUCAUAGUCAGGGACUUGGCGUACGAGGCGAUCACUAAAUCUGAGCAGCCUGCUGUGCCUGCCCCCAAGAACCCCGAGGACUCUGAGACGACUGGGGCUUGA
This is a messenger RNA of Aspergillus welwitschiae, 1656 nucleotides long. RefSeq lists its product as uncharacterized. The record is from RefSeq and is a predicted model, not a curated record. Bases 1 to 1656 code for a protein of 551 amino acids. The transcript has 2 exons. Lineage: Eukaryota; Fungi; Ascomycota; Eurotiomycetes; Eurotiales; Aspergillaceae.